CCAAAGCCUGGUGAAGGUGGAGGUACAGAAAGCGGGCCUCCUGUAUCUCUUAUCAUCCCAGAGCCAUUCUGCUCCCCGGGAUGAUGUCCGCAUGGAGCAAUGGCAGCUCCAAUGUGUCCUAUACCAGCUUCCUCCUGGUGGGCGUCCCGGGGCUGCAGGAGUCCCGCACGCUCCUGGUGCCACCCUUCCUCAGCCUCUACCUGGUAAUCCUCUCUGCCAACGCGCUGGUCAUCCACACGGUGGUGGCCCAGCGGAGCCUGCAUCAGCCCAUGUACCUGCUGAUUGCCCUGCUCCUGGCUGUCGACGUCGGUGUUGCCUCCACCGUGAUGCCCGCCAUGAUGUUCAGCUUCUCUACCCACUUCAACCACGUCUCCCUGCCUGGCUGUCUGCUUCAGAUAUUCUGCAUCUACUUCCUCAUUGUCUUUGACUGCAACAUCCUUCUGGUCAUGGCCCUGGACCGCUAUGUCGCCAUCUGCUACCCUCUCCGCUACCCCAGGAUCGUGACGGGCCGGUUGCUGGCUGGUCUGCUGGGGGCGGCAGCGGCCAGGAGCAUGCGCAUCGUUGCUCCGGUGGUGGCGCUGGCCUGCCGGUUUCGCUUCUGCCGCUCAGACGUGAUCCACCACUUUGCCUGUGAGCACAUGGCCCUCAUGAAGCUCUCC
Molecule: messenger RNA, 659 nt
Organism: Ailuropoda melanoleuca (giant panda)
Lineage: Eukaryota; Metazoa; Chordata; Mammalia; Carnivora; Ursidae
Product: olfactory receptor 52E8-like
Exons: 1
Biological process (GO): G protein-coupled receptor signaling pathway
Cellular component (GO): plasma membrane
Molecular function (GO): olfactory receptor activity; G protein-coupled receptor activity
Source: RefSeq, a predicted model, not a curated record